GGGAAACAACAACAUCAAAAAGUUACCUGAAAACUUGUUUGCGGGGCAGGAUAAGCUAAAAUAUCUGCGGUUGGGCGGCAAUCAGUUGAAAGAGCUAUCACGUGAAAUAUUUCUUGAUUUGUCUGCCUUGGAAGAAUUGGACUUGUCCUACAAUCAGUUGCAGUUUUUGCCCCGAGGGAUACUUAACAAUAAUAUCAAGCUGACAGAACUGGAUUUAUCAAACAACGAAAUUCAGCGUCUGCCCAUGGAUGUUUUUGGCAACCUAACUCAGAUGAAAAAGCUCUUACUCUCCAGUAACAAACUUCAGCGCUUGCCAAGGUUCAAAAAUCUCUCCGAGUUGAAAAUAUUAUACCUGUAUAACAACAGCCUCGUACACCUGUCACCUGAUCAGUUCCAAGGCCUGUCCAAACUGGAAGAACUGGCUGUUUACGAAAACAAUAUUGACUACCUGCCACAUGAAGUUUUUAAAGGCAUGAAAAACAUGAUGUCUAUGAGCUUUUAUUUCAACAAUAUCCGUACCGUUAGCAACGAACAAUUCAAAGAUGUCGCCCCAAGUAUUCGAUUCCUGUACCUCCAUUACAACGAAAUGCGAGAACUACCGGAGGGUUUCUUUACAAACAUGAAGAAUCUAAUAACUGCGACUGUAGACACCAACCUGAUGUGUUGCCAUUUGACGAAGGAGGAUGCAGAUUGCGACUUUGCUUAUGUCGACAGCUUCGCCAGUUGUGAAACUUUGUUCAGAAAUCGAGCUCCCAGGGAGUGCCUCUGGGUGAUUGGAAUUAUGUCGUUGGUUGGUGCUGUGUUUGUCAUUGUGUGGCGGUUGGUGUUUAGGGAGACGAAGAAGAAAAACAAGAUACAGUCCAUCAUGUUGAUACAUUUGGCUGGGUCCGAUGGACUUAUGGGUGUCUACCUCCUAACUAUAGGUGUGGUGGAUGCCAUUUGGGCAGGGGAGUAUUAUUUGCAUGACUAUUACUGGCGUUCAAGUUUGACAUGUCAGAUAACAGGUGCCAUUGCCGUGUUGUCAAGUGAGGUGUCUGUAAUGACGAUUUGUUUGCUCUCCGCCGACCGGAUGAAGAAUGUUCUGUUCCCCUAUCGUGGAAAGUCCCUUACACUUAAGGUUACGCACCUUUUGUGCUUCCUUAUCUGGAUUGUUGGUGGCAUAAUUGCAUUUAUUCCCACGGUGGGCUUCGACUACUUCGGUAGUCGCCAGAAAGGUCAUCACUUUUAUGGCAGAUCAGUUGUAUGUCUGCCAUUGCAGCUUUCCACAGAUAAGCCGUCGGGCUGGGAGUACUCUGUUGCCAUGUUUGUGGGUUUAAACUUUACCCUUGUGCUCUUUGUCGUUGUGGCAUAUGCGAUGAUAAUCUAUAAGUCCUGCGCAUCAAACAGGCGCAUGGCUAAGCAAGGGACCGAAAGAGAGAGGAGAAUGAAAGCCAAGGCAAGGGCAGCCGAUCUAAGGAGGGAGGCCUCGCUCGCCAAAAGAGUGUUCUUCAUUGUUCUUACCGACUGUGUCUGCUGGCUGCCUAUUGUGGCGAUUGGAAUGAGGUCUCUCUUGGAAAAAUCCUUCCGUACACCUGGUGACCUCGCAGUUUGGAUCGCAGUCUUUGUUCUGCCGGUUAACUCUGCCAUCAAUCCCAUUCUUUACACCUUGUCUACCCCACAGGUCCGAGGAGUCAUCAGAGCCAAACUCCAACCAUUGUGGGAUUAUCUGGUGGCAAAACUCGGCCGAAAUCAAGAUGUUGAAGUUCAAGAUCAGGGAAUAGAGAUGAGAGUCAUCGAAGAAGUACAAAACCAAGAGGAAGUGGGGAGCACUGACGAUAGUGAGGAUGAAUCGCAAGAAGAACAAGGAGAUGGUGAGCACCAUGCAAGAUCAGGCGAAGACAAUGAACAACCUUUUGAAUCCCAGCAGGUUGAACAUGAACAAGACGAAGAACCAAAACAAGGAAAAGAAGAAGCCACUGAAAAGCAGCAAGUUGAACGUGAACAAGACGAAGAACCAAAACAAGGCCCAGAAGAAGCGACUGAACAGCAGGAAGUUGAACGUGAACAAGACGAAGAACCAAAACAAGGCCCAGAAGAAGCGACUAAAAAGCAGGAAGUUAAACGUGAACAAGACGAAGAACCAGAGCGAGGCCAAGAAGAACCCACUGAACAGCAGCAGGUUGAAUCUAAAAGAAACGAAGCACCAAAAGAUGACCAUGAAGAACCAACUACAGAGCAGGAAGUUGAACAAGAUCAUCAAGCAGAUUCAAAGGGAAACAAAGAAGUAAGUGAGACGCAACGAGAAAAACAGGAGCUAAAUGAAGCCGAUGAAAAACCUGAGCGAAAGCUGAAAGGAGACGACCAGGAAUCCAAACAACAGGGCACUCAACAACAAGAAGAAAAAGAACCGAACGUCGACCAUGCAGGGCCUGAUGAGCUAAAGGAUGCAAGUAAAGAGAAGAACAAGUCGAAAAGAAAUGAAAACGAAAGUGAACAGCAACAAGAGGAAAAUGAACAAGAUGAGCAGGAGAAAGAAGAACACCCUAAAGAAACCGAAAAGCAGCAAGUUGAUUGUCAUCAAGAAGAACGAGAACAAGACCAUAAGGAUCCUAAACUCGAGAAAAUUGGACAAGAAAAGCCAAAAGGAGACGAUGAAGAUUCUAAGAAAGAGCAACUGGAUUAUGAACAACCAAAAGAAGACCAUGAAGAACCUAUGAAAGACCAACUGCAGCAAGAAAAACGAAAAGGAGAGAAUCAGGAACCUAAACAAGAGCAACUGGAAACUGAAAAGCCAAAAGGAGAGUAUGAAAAACCCAACCAAAAGCAACUGGAAGACGAGAAGUCAAAAGGAGCAUGUGGGGACUCCCCACAGCAGGCUGAUGAGUCCGCGGAAGAUAAAUCUUCACGACAGCAGCAGCUGAUUGCAGACGAAGGAGAUUACGAAGAAGAUGAUGCGGUACUGGAUACACGUCUGUAAUUGCUAGCAUUGACUCAUCAAGUGUUUUUUAGUUCUAGUUAUCGUUUUAGUAAUAGAAAGGUUACAUACCGUUAUAUCAUUAAAAUGACGCAUUUAUUUAACCAAGAGCAUUAGAGGAUAACUCAUAUAAGGUAUUACAGUGACUAGUGCGUGCCCGCAAUGUUUGUUUUCAAUUUUUGAUAGUCUGAGUUGUCGUAGACAAGUACAAACAGCUACAGGAGAAAGGAAGUUAGUAUGGUAUGCUAAAUAGAUAAUCGUGAAAGCAUAUUUACGGCCGUGUUGCGCUUCCAGUGUCGUCAGAAGUUUCUGCAACUGAUUUUAUUUCAAUAUGAUUAGGUUUAUUAGUACUUAUAAACAUGAUUUAACUAUCUACUCAGCAUUCAGUUGCAUCUAUUACUCAUUAUUUAUUGACUUUAGUCCUUGCAUGUUAUUUAGUAGGUGGCUUAAUUGUUUUUACAAUGCGACGCCACUAAUCGUAUUUACUCCACUGCACACAUAUAUCAAGUGCACAGGUCAGAUAAUGUAUUUUCAUCUGGCUCCUUUAUUUAUUCACCUUUGUUGUUAACCUACGAUUUAAGUUAAAAUUUUGUAGAAGCUUGCACAAAAAUAUAAGAAAAAAGUAUCACAGGAGUGAAACCCAAGUGAGAAUGUUACAAAGGUGUAAAGU
Molecule: messenger RNA, 3623 nt
Organism: Pocillopora verrucosa
Lineage: Eukaryota; Metazoa; Cnidaria; Anthozoa; Scleractinia; Pocilloporidae
Source: RefSeq, a predicted model, not a curated record